Messenger RNA from Neltuma alba, 435 nucleotides. RefSeq names its product PXMP2/4 family protein 4-like. Bases 1 to 435 code for a protein of 144 amino acids. Gene Ontology annotation, cellular component: membrane; cytoplasm. NCBI's taxonomy places the organism in Eukaryota, Viridiplantae, Streptophyta, Magnoliopsida, Fabales, Fabaceae. The record is from RefSeq and is a predicted model, not a curated record. The transcript is spliced from 4 exons.
AUGGAAAGGAUAGGAGGUUCGACAAUUACCAUGCCAUCGGAGUCUGCUUCCUAUGACUUGAAAAGGACAUUGAGCAUGGGAACAUAUGCGUUAUUCAUCAUGGGGCCAUCACAACAUAUGUGGUUUAAAUUCUUGUCCAAGGUUUUCCCAAAGACAGAUGUGCCAUCAACCUUGAAGAAAAUUUUCAUGGGGCAGGCUGUACUUGGUCCUAUCAUCAGAUUUGGGUCAUAUAACGGGCCAAUUUCAGGUGAAAGUGGUUCUGAAAUAGUUGCUAAGUUGAAGCGUGAUCUGCUUCCCACACUUCUGGGCAGUGCUGUGUUUUGGCCUGUCUGUGAUUUUGUGACAUUCAAAUUCGUUCAAGUUCAGUUACAGCCAUUGAUGAACAGAUCCUGCGCCUGUGUGUGGACUAUUUAUUUAACAUACAUGGCAAACUGA